This is a messenger RNA of Castor canadensis (American beaver), 3220 nucleotides long. RefSeq names its product SYF2 pre-mRNA splicing factor (gene Syf2). The record is from RefSeq and is a predicted model, not a curated record. NCBI's taxonomy places the organism in Eukaryota, Metazoa, Chordata, Mammalia, Rodentia, Castoridae. Gene Ontology annotation, cellular component: post-mRNA release spliceosomal complex; catalytic step 2 spliceosome; Prp19 complex.
UUAAAAACCUUGUUCAUCCUAAAUCCAAAACCUUGUUCAUCCUAAAUCCAAGUUCAUGGACUGUCAGUAUAGGACUCAGGCCUGAAUUCAUGUGGAUAAUUUUUGUUUGUGUGUAUGAUGAGACCUGCCCAGGCUGGUCUCAAACUUUUUUGGGGAGGUUUGGGGGGGAUGGUUGUUACUGGGUUUCGAAUUCGCUCAUGGCCUUCACCUUGAGCCACUCCAGCCCUUUUUUGUGAUGAGUUUUUUCAAGAUAGGGUCUUGAGAACUGUUUCCUGGAGUUCUUCCUGAUCUCUGCCUCCUGAGCAGAGAUCUUUUAAAGUGCAUGACACUUUAAAGUUUGAGCGGUUGGUCAUAAUUUGUGCUAUAUACUGUGAGCUUCAGAGCAGGAAACUUAAGCCAGAAGUGAGGUGGAAUGCCUUGUUAAGUUGUAAAACUCUGAGGUACUAGUUUCUUUUAAGAGAUUCUAAAUGUUAAGCCUGAUCAUUUUGAAAUUCCUUGAUGCUGCUGUAGCUGUGAGGGACUUUUAUUAAGCACGUAAUUUUAAAAGUGAACACUACUAUGAGUUAAUCUAGACAGUUGGUCUAAAUCAGCUGGUGAUGCUCUUGUAGUUUUUAAUCUGUUGUUACAUAUUAAAACAUUUGGCUCCUUCGACAAUACUGUCUUGGGGUUAUUGUGUAUUUUGUCUGGGUUUUAUUUUUUAGUAUAGGUAAUGUUUUUCUUGUUUCCUCUUUCUCCUGUCUUGAACACCAUCUUAAACUCAGAAAAUAAUGGAAUAGAUUCCCAAGAGGCUGAGAUAAGCUAGAGGUAAUAAGGGCAGAAUAUUAGAAGCAAAAUAAAUCAGGAGAGGACAGACGGAGCAGUUACAAUGAAUGGGUGUGUAGGCUGUACAUAAAAGAAGUACUCAGUUAUUUAGAAGUUGACUUUGAGGGCUGGUGGAGUGGGUCAAGUGGUAGAGAGUGCCUACUUAGCUAGUGAGAGGUCCUGAGUUCAAUGCCCCAUGCUAUCAAAGUAAAAAAAAACAAAAAAAAGUUGACUUGCUUUUAACAUAAACUGGAUUUAAUGCCCACACUUUUAAUCGAAGUACUCAGGAGGACUGUGAAUUUAAAGCUAGUCUGGGCUACAUAGUGAACCUGUCUUCGGGUAUGUGUGUGGGGAACAGUUGAUCCUGAAAAGGAAAUUCACAUUUGACACUGAAGGUGGAUUUCCCACACCAAGCAGUUUUCCUUAUUCUCUGCCUGUACCGAGUGUCCUGUGAUUCAAUUAAGAUAGUGUGGCAGGAAGGCAGGGAGGGGGAAGGGCGAUUGAGUGCCACAGUGAAACAAAAACGAGAAUGUUACCUAGAGACCAGAGAAGGAUCACCUCACGCCAGAGAUUAAAGCAGCUAAUGAAAUAGCUUGAUUAUGUAUGGAACAAGCUGUUAUCUCCCCACCCCCCACCCCCCAAUUUCUUUAACCUGCUCUAAGUGGUAUGUAAGAAGAGCUGCCUUUGUUCUCCAUGCUUAGCCUUUGGACUUAAUAAACUUGCUUCCUGAAAGCUUUGGUACUCUCAGUCUCUGAGCCCUCCAACAAUAUGACUGAAGAUAGGGAUCAAGUUAAGGGUUCAGUCCUACAAGACUGUCCACCUUAUUCAGGUGCCAAUGGUAGGUAAUGGGGUUCCCAUGUUUCCUGCACUUAAUUUCAGCUUGUCUACAUGUUGGAGGUUCCCAUGACCCCUUUUGUCCCUUUUUGGUUUUACAGGUUGCCUAUGAAGGUUCAAAGAAAAGGGGAAAAUAAUUACUGGCUUACAAAGGAUAUAUAUGAACGGCCAGAUGAAGGGGUCCAACUGGGGUGAAAUCCAGAAGGGAGCUUCUGUCUCAGGCCGGCGGAAGUGUUCCGCGUUGUUGCCGGAAGUAGGAAGAAGAAAGCUGUAAUGGCGGCUGCAGUUGAAGUCGAGAGGGUGCCAGAGGAUGGCGCGGAGGAGCUCCGCACGGCGACCGAGGAGCUGGCUGAUCAGAAGCGCGAACAGAGACUGCGCAAAUUCCGGGAGCUGCACCUGAAGCGGAAUGAAGCUCGUAAAUUAAAUCACCAGGAAGUUGUGGAAGAAGAUAAAAGACUUAAGUUGCCUGCAAACUGGGAAGCCAAAAAAGCUCGUUUGGAAUGGGAACUACAGGAAGAAGAAAAGAAAAAGGAAUGUGCAGCCAGAGGGGAAGACUACGAGAAGGUGAAGCUGUUGGGGAUCAGUGCAGAAGAUGCAGAAAGAUGGGAGAGGAAGAAAAAGAGGAAAAACCCUGACCUGGGGUUUUCAGAUUAUGCUGCUGCCCAGUUACGCCAGUAUCAUCGGUUGACAAAGCAGAUCAAACCUGACAUGGAAACAUACGAGCGGCUGAGAGAAAAACAUGGAGAAGAGUUUUUUCCAACAUCGAAUAGUCUUCUUCAUGGGACUCAUGUGCCUUCCACAGAGGAAAUUGAUAGAAUGGUCAUUGAUCUGGAAAAACAAAUUGAAAAACGAGACAAAUAUAGCCGAAGACGUCCUUACAAUGAUGAUGCAGAUAUUGACUACAUUAAUGAAAGGAACGCUAAGUUCAACAAGAAAGCGGAAAGAUUCUAUGGGAAGUACACAGCGGAAAUUAAGCAGAAUUUGGAAAGAGGAACAGCUGUGUAAUUCCUUCAGGAACCGUAGGUAGAAGAAGCGUGAGAAUGGAGAGAGUUCUGCUAGCAAAUUGAAUUUCUCUUAAAUUGUACCAGUAAAGCAGAACUUAGUCAUGCCUUCCCAGCCAGCAUUUCUAAAUAAACGUCUUUCCUUGAACAUACAACGUCCAUGUAUAUUUCCACAUUUUCAUGCUUGGAUUUAAUAUGUAUUUCUUGUAGUGAAGUUGUUUUGUAAAAAUCUACUUUGUAUAAAUCCUAAUUAUAUUAUUUUUCUAUGUAUUUUAAAUGUGCAUAACUUUAGUCUUUGAAGCAUUUUGGACUUAAGAUUGCUGGCAUGUACACAAAUGCAGUCACUGCUGCUUGAAUCUUGUUAGGAAUUUGACAGACUCCACAGCUGGGCUGUGCAACCAUUGGGGAUUGAGGACUUGGAACUGAGGACAGUGAAGAUGGCAGUGGCUCCUGGAACUGUGUCUGCCAGGGCUACGUGUGACCACAUUCAGGGAGUCACAGAACUUCCUCUAUGAAUAUUGACCAUGUAUCCAUUUUCUUUGUAAAGAGAAAUAAAAUGCUUUGGAAUAGAAUUCCUGCUAAUU